AUGACGGUCUUCGACACUUUGGUGAAGUUGCUUACUGACUCUCUUCUCAAUUGCACGGAUUUGCCCGAAAUACCGCAGACUGGCGAUUUUCUAAGACAACUCUCGACUUCAUAUGUAAUCGCAUUGAUUUUGUCCACUAUAGUAUGCUUGGCCACUACAUUUCUUGGUGUUAUCCAUGUACUAUACAUUUCUGUGUACAUCACACAGUCAGAUAGACGGCUAUUCAUCGUAUAUCUGGCGAGUACAGCCCCAGUAAUUGGUCUCUGUGCUAUCAUUAAUCGCCAUGUAUAUGCCCCGAGUAUGGUUUUUAUCGCAUCUCAUAAAUAUUUUUCGGUUGCGCUUUGGGUUAUCAUCUGCCUUCUUAUGCAGAUAUUCCAAGGACAUCAUUCGUUAGUUAGUAAGUUAAGUGAGCACUUACAACACAUCGAAGUCGCCACACCGCCAUUUUGCUGCGUAUUCCCAUGUUUGCCGAAAGUUCAACUGGAGAGCAAGAAGGUACGAAUCUGUGAACUAAUGGUACUACAAGCUCCAUGCGUUCGCCUUUUUGCAACUUUGGCAAGCCUUGUAAUAUACUUCGAAUACCAAAACAAUGCAUUUGUGAUUUUAAAAGUCUUGGAUUUCAUUACUCUUCCAUCGCUGCUAGCUGGUAUUUACGGUACGCACAUUUUGGUGACGACGGUUUCGCGUUUGGACGAACUGAUCCCAUAUCGAUAUGUCGUUGUGUUUCGAAUUCUUGACGUGUUCUUUAUGUGCUUUGGAUUACAACAACCGAUUUUUGAUUUUCUAGCUCGUUACGGCGUUUUUGGUUGUGGAACAGUUUUACCGGCGAUUGAAACAUCAUUUUUCUGGAAGAACCUAAUCACCGUUAUCGAGUCGUUCCUUGUCACUUUGAUCUCGACUAUCCUGCUCCAGCCUUCGAAAUCGUCAUUCUUCGACAAGCAUCCCAGCUGUCGGUCUAUGACAUCGCGAAAUAGUCACACUAAUGAAACAAGUACAUAA
Messenger RNA from Angiostrongylus costaricensis, 999 nucleotides. The record is from the annotation of a GenBank genome assembly. Lineage: Eukaryota; Metazoa; Nematoda; Chromadorea; Rhabditida; Metastrongylidae.